AUGGAACGCUCAGAAUCCGGGAACAGUGAAUCUGAACUCAGGAGGUCAAGUUCUACUUCUUCGUCGAACUAUAGCAAUAUUAAUGGCAACUUGCACGCAAGAGUCAAAGCCUUCCAGGAACAGCGGCAGCUCAAGCGAUCUGGUAGCAUGAGCUCUUCAAGUGCUGGAUCCAAGCAGGUAGGGUCGAAUGGAGAAGGACUGGGGACGGCGGGAACGAGAGCAGAUCUGACAAGGACUGCAUCCGCAUCUUCUGGAUCAGCAACAGCAGCAGUAGCAGCAGCGGGAGGAAGGCUAGGAGGCAACGCGGAAUCGCAGAACAUUUGCAAGAUAGUUAACAAGCCUCUGCCACCGUUGCCCCCCAGUAAAGAGAGCGGUCAGGUGCUGAGCCCAAUUAGGCGUGCGCCCAGACCUCCUGCGAUGCCUGGAACGACUCCUGGAGGUACAAGUAUCGGCCCUCUACCUAAUAAAGCUGGUCCAACCUUGGUAGGUGCCGGAAAACCCAGCCUGAGCGCCAGAAGAGGUUUGAAACUGCCCGCUGGCGGGAUGUCGCUCAAAAUGAAGCCACCUUUGGCUUCAGGACCAAACGUCACUUCCCAGGAGUUUGCCGGAGCGCCCUCCAACCGCGGAGCACCUGUGCAACCAAACAGAAGCAACCCAGGCUCGCUCGUCAACGGUGUCCAAACCACGUCCACCUCCCUGGGCCAGCAGAGAGAUACCGAAGGCACCACCCCCAACCUACAACUACAACACCAACAGCAACUACAGAGCCGCAGUGGAUCCAAUGGACUAUUCUCUAAUUUCUCCAAAUAUGUGGACAUCAAAUCAGGCUCUCUGAAUUUUGCUGGCAAGCUAUCGCUAAGUUCGCAAGGUGUAGAUUUCAGCAACGGGUCGAGUUUUCGGAUCACGCUUGAUGAACUGGAAUUUCUAGAAGAGAUUGGACAUGGUAACUAUGGAACUGUGUCUAAAGUUUUGCACAAGCCCACGAAUGUCAUUAUGGCCAUGAAAGAAGUUCGUCUUGAGCUGGACGAAUCCAAAUUCACUCAGAUAUUAAUGGAGCUGGAGGUACUGCACAAAUGUCAGAGUCCUUACGUUGUGGACUUUUACGGUGCAUUUUUCAUCGAGGGAGCCGUGUACAUGUGCAUGGAGUAUAUGGAUGGCGGUUCACUGGACACGAUAUACGAUAACGACCUUCUUGGCGGUGUUGACGAACCACAACUGGCCUGCAUAACUCACGAUAUAAUCCAAGGUCUCAAAGAACUGAAAGACGUUCACAAUAUCAUUCAUCGGGACGUGAAGCCUACAAAUCUUCUAUGUUCCGCCGCUCAAGGCACAGUAAAACUCUGUGACUUUGGGGUUUCGGGAAAUUUGGUUGCGUCGCUGGCAAAAACUAACAUCGGUUGCCAGUCCUACAUGGCACCAGAGCGGAUUAAGUCUCUUAACCCAGAUAAGUCUACCUACUCAGUGCAGUCGGAUGUUUGGUCCUUAGGGCUGAGCAUCUUGGAAAUGGCCACUGGUGCCUAUCCUUACCCUGCAGAAACAUUUGAUAAUAUCUUUUCUCAAUUGAGCGCCAUUGUGGAUUCACCCCCCCCUAAGCUGCCCAAGGAUAGGUUUAGUCCUUUGGCGCAAGACUUUGUAAGUAUGUGCCUUCAGAGAAUACCGGAAAGACGACCCACUUAUGCCGCACUCCUGGAGCAUCCUUGGUUGAAACUCCACCACAACUCUAGCGUCCAGAUGAGCGAUUACAUUACCAUCCGGGAAGAAAAGAAGAAACUGGCGAUGGCGAGUAACCAUGAGCUUCAAGAAACUAAAGCUAAUGCCAUACCAGCUCUACACAAGGGUGGUCUAUAA
Molecule: messenger RNA, 1848 nt
Organism: Lachancea dasiensis
Lineage: Eukaryota; Fungi; Ascomycota; Saccharomycetes; Saccharomycetales; Saccharomycetaceae
Source: the annotation of a GenBank genome assembly